Opisthorchis viverrini is the source of this 198-nucleotide messenger RNA. RefSeq lists its product as hypothetical. The transcript has a single exon. NCBI's taxonomy places the organism in Eukaryota, Metazoa, Platyhelminthes, Trematoda, Opisthorchiida, Opisthorchiidae. The record is from RefSeq and is a predicted model, not a curated record. The annotation marks the transcript as partial.
AUGCAUCGUAAAGCUCCUCACAUUCUGCGCUGUCUUUUGGAAUGGUUGGGAGCAUUUUUGAAGGCUAAUAUGACGGCACGUUUUGUUACUUUGUGGGUACGAAACAUCCGAUCAGUUCCAAUCACUGCUCAACAGUCCAAGCCUCAUCCAGUUGUCAACGCAAUUAGCAUAUUCUUUUCAUAUAAUUGUUGGCGUAUA